AUGGCCACAACGGUUGCCAACGAAAUGCUUGUCGAUAUGAAGAUGAAUAUCACAACUUGUGGUGCACAUUCAGGCCUUAUUGUGCAUUCCGGUAUUGUGCAGCAUGACCGUGUAUGGCCUUACAUGAAACAGUUCACGAACACACCGUGGUCAUCAUCAAUUAAUCAACUACAACAAUACAAUCAACCACAGAAGCCUUCUUGUGAACAGUCGUUAUCUCAGCAACAACAACAGCAGCAAAAUGGUUCUGUAUCACUCGCUCAAACCUUCCACGGUAACGACUCACCAUCUAGCGAGUUUAUUCAACCGGAUAACAUACAACUCAGCCGCUUUCAGUUGAAUCCACUUGACUACACGGAACCUCAGUUGAAUAGGAAUGGACCUAAAUAUAACAGAACGGAAGAGCAACGUCCGGAGAUGUUGUUCAAUGACGGAAAAAUUCAUAGUGGUACUUUAGAAGCACUUCGAGCAGAUGUGAACCCGAAUGCUUCGAAAGAGUGCAAUCGACUGCAAGUACCACAUGCGAUGGAACCGUAUUAUUAUGAGGAAGGAAUUACUGCGAGGAGAGAACCGUUCACGAGUGCACAUACUUCAAAAUGGCACAGUACAAAUGCAUCAGAACGACCUCGAUUACCUCACCCUCAGAACAAUCCCAAAAAUGAGUCAUCUGCCAAAAACAGUUACUAUCAUGCAGCUGAACUAGCCAAUAAUAUUCCACCGUCAACUAUCAAUAAUAGGCAUAUGUCUGUGAACGAUUUAACUUAUGUUCAACAGCAACAAGCACAUUCAACUGACCAUUAUCGGCAAUCGUCAUUUUAUCCGAACCAUUACAGUACGAAUAUUGAACCAGAAAACUUUUAUGAAAUUUCUCGGAGUCGCUCCGUUGAAGAUAUGGAUCGACUGCGCACAGCUCACGACGAUUACUACCGUCAUCACCUUUCGCGUCCACGGAAUAAUGUGUCUUUCCAAGAUGCGUCUUCUCCAACGCAAACUGUUCGAGCUGAAGUUGCAAGGAGUGAUGGAUUAAGGUGUGCGGCAACUGCACCUGAAGAGAUGUUUCAUUUAUAUGAGACGCGAGAUGCACUUGGCAAUAUACGUGCACAAUGUGUAUCAGAUAUCAAAGUAAAUGAACGUGGACAGUCCAAAUCGACUUCGCUCGUUAAUGACGAUUCAAACGAUUCACCAACUUCACGCACAACCAGUAAUCUUAAUUAUCCUUAUUCAAGUUAUAUCGAAAUCCCACACCAUGAUCAAGCACAGCAAUUCACCGCAUACAAUCAACGAGAAAACAAUCAUAUUCCAUACUAUAGUAUAAAAAAUGCUAGCGCAUCAAAUACUGAAUUUGAGAAUGCAUAUGAAUCAUUCCCAGACGAUCUUCAAAAAAUGUCACCACCUUCGAAGCAUCUUACGCAAUCACCACCGCUAGCCACAAGUUCGUCACCAAGCAUUCAUUUGAAAAGCUCAACAUUUGAUACGCUUGACAAGAAUGAUCUUGAUACAACAAUCUCGCAAUCAUCACUUCUCGAUGCAGACGAAGACCAACGAUCUCUUCCGAGGUUUGCACAAAUCCUUACGAAUCCGUAUGCAAUCAGUAGCAACGAGCUACGCAAGCAAAACUGCACAACUGAUGACCGUAGUGCUUGCUCGAGAAGUGCCGUACCUCAGUUCAGCAAUGAAGCAUUGAUAGGUUUAGAUAGCAAGCAAAUCUCUGCUAGCAAUCAUAUAUUGCAGCAGCGAGCAUCUAAACUAGUCAAUGAAACGCGCAACCAGAUGUCAACCGUUCAUCAACAGAACGCAACUACUGUUCACAAAAUGUCAACACAAAAUUUAAGUAACCGUAAAAAUUCACGUCCAACAGUGAGCAAUGAUGGUUACGAUGAUGAACGUUUAAUACGAAAUGGUAUUAAGUACAACGAUGAUUUUAGUGAACGUAAACUUGCAGCAUUUCCAAGUUUAAAAUCAAAACUUGACAGCAAUACCGGUGGCGGCGAAUAUACAAUUACAGAGGAGUUAAUGCAGAAGUCAUCAGUAGCUCAUCACAGCAUCCCUUCAGAUAAUUUCAGUUACGAAAAUUCACCACAAAUGAUUCACCACUGCGUCGAUCAGCAUUUAUCUACGAUUCAAGAUCGUUCACCAAGUUGUUCUUAUUCGUUAAAAAAUUAUGCUGCUAGCACCAACUCGGUACCCCGCAUCGAGAAUGCCGCUUUUGGGACUGUGCUAGCAAAAUCACAUAAUGACGAUGCAUUGAUCGAUCAAAAUGAAUCUGAAAUGUUGAAUCUGGGAUUUAAACAUUCAGCCAAAAAUGAUAUAACUUGCCCACAGACUACGAUCAGAAACAGUACGCACUGCUCCUCUUCACAUGACAACAACAAUGUCACCGAAUUAAUUCAAGUUAAUUCAACUGAUGGGAGUGAUGUAACAGCUUCCUUAAACGACCAUUCCACAACGCCUUUGUUGAGUGAAAUAGCAACAAAGCAGUCCAAUGAGAAAUCUUCCAAGCAAGUAAGUGAUAUCAAGCUGUUGAAUAAGCAUAAUGAUGGAGGCACAGUAACUCAAAAACGCUCAACUGCUUCGUCAUCAGCUGAUGGAUGUUUGCAAAAUGAUCCUAAUUCCACUCAACAAGACAGCAAUUACAGUGAUGCUAUAGCAGCACCAUCUAAGUCUAUAUUACAUUCGCACAGUAAGAAAUCAGUGCGACACUCAAAACGCAACAAAUCAGUUAGUUUUCCAUUUCAACCACAAGUGAUCGUUAACGAGCAUCGUCUUUUCAUAACCAACAUUGACGAUUCGGAUUCUUCAGAUAACUCUUCGAAAAACCAAUGA
Molecule: messenger RNA, 2823 nt
Organism: Anisakis simplex (herring worm)
Lineage: Eukaryota; Metazoa; Nematoda; Chromadorea; Rhabditida; Anisakidae
Source: the annotation of a GenBank genome assembly